Molecule: messenger RNA, 819 nt
Organism: Chlorella variabilis
Lineage: Eukaryota; Viridiplantae; Chlorophyta; Trebouxiophyceae; Chlorellales; Chlorellaceae
Exons: 10
Coding region: 1-819 (272 amino acids)
Source: RefSeq, a predicted model, not a curated record
AUGCCCACGGGCAGCCACCAUACCGCCCAGAUUGGCAUCGGAGAGGGGAUUGCCCGCCUGUUUGUCAAGGAGGGCGCCCGGGUGGUGCUGGGAGAUGCGCUGCCUGCUCCCCUGGUCGUGUUCAAUGUGCAGGUAGAGAAGGCCCAGAAGCUGGCAGAGGAGCUGGGUGCGGAGCAUGCCAUUGCGGUGGAGUGCAAUGUGACGCGGGAGGAGGAUGUCGAGCGCCUGGUGGGCACCGCUGUCAGCACCUUCAAGGCCAUCGACGUCAUGGUGAACAAUGCAGGCAUCGUGGGCAAGCUGGGGGUGCGGGAGGCGCUGAUGGAGAACUUGAACCUGGAUGAGUUUGACCAGGUCAACCUGCGUGCGGUGGCGCUAGGCACCAAGCACGCCUCGCGGGCCAUGAUCGCGGCGGGCACCCGCGGCUGCAUCCUCAACACUUCCUCGGUGGCCGGCUUCCGCGUGAACAUCGCCAACAGCCAUGCUCAUCCCGGCGGCAAGACUGCCGUCAUCUCGCUGACCAAACUGGCGGCCUGUGAGCUGGCGCCGUAUGGCAUCAGGGUGAACGCGGUGGCGCCAGGGUCCACAGUGACGCCCAUGGUGGCAGGCGUGAUGCCAGGCAACCCAACGCUGGAGUACCUGGAGGCCGCCUUGGCGCUGACCAGCCCGCUCAAGGGCGUAGCGGUGCUGCCGCGCGACAUCGCCAACGGCAUGCUGUUCCUGGCCUCAGCCAUGGGCCGCUGCGUCAAAGGCCACACCUUGGUCAUCGACUGGGGCGCGACCGUCGGUGUCAGCGGCUCGGUGCCCGCCCUGGCCACCUAG